Messenger RNA from Monopterus albus (swamp eel), 2963 nucleotides. Its product is annotated as WD repeat-containing protein 26-like. The transcript is spliced from 15 exons. Bases 1 to 2079 code for a protein of 692 amino acids. Gene Ontology annotation, biological process: proteasome-mediated ubiquitin-dependent protein catabolic process. The record is from RefSeq and is a predicted model, not a curated record. NCBI's taxonomy places the organism in Eukaryota, Metazoa, Chordata, Actinopteri, Synbranchiformes, Synbranchidae. Gene Ontology annotation, molecular function: protein binding. Gene Ontology annotation, cellular component: GID complex.
AUGGACAUAGUACAUGGAUCACCGGACAUCAUGAGCAUCACACCUCUAAUCUCAAAUGGACAGAAUGGCUCAGGCACUGCAGCAGCAACAACAGGACAUCUCCUCUCUAACCCAGCAAGUAGCACAACUCACCUCACUGCUGCUGUCUCAACACAGUCACGCUGCCACCCCAGAUCCACACUCAGCUCCCCGUUCUGCCAGUCCCCGCCGGGCCAAGCUGCCAGGGAGCUUAUGACUAUUCGCCAGGGGGCUCGUCGUGUCUUGGACUACUCCUUAGACUUCCGGGUCCCUGCGACGGAGGCCGGCUGGGAGGACUACUUGGCCAUCUACAUAGACGGGCAGCAGUCGGCCCCCCGGACCCGCGUCACGGCAACCCUACCUGUCGAAGCCCGGGUUCCUCUCCACAUAGGGGACUCCCACACCUGCACCUCCCGAAGAGCGGAUGAACCCAUGGACUUGGGAUGUGCCUGUCUAGACCCUGAGGAAUGGACUCGGGCUAUUGACGGCCAGCUGCUGACCCACAUCACCCAUCGGACUCCACCUCUCUGCCUCACCAUCGCCGGCAACCAGCAGGAAGACAUCCAGUUCAACGUCUUCUCCGUUCUUGACACACCACUGGUGUUGGGUCACUCCUGGCUGGUCCAACACAACCCCAACGUGGACUGGACAACCGGCACCAUCACCCAGUGCAGCCCAGACUGUGCAUUGACCUGUCUCCUCGCUGGACAACCUACCACCUCUUCACCUGCUACACCACCAGAGCCAUUGGACUUGUCCUCUAUUCCUCCGGACUACCAUGACUUGCAACAGGGCGUGGCAGUCUUCACCAAGCUGGACCUCAGGAGUGCCUACCAUCUCGUACACAUCUGGGAGGGUGAUGAGCGGAAGACUGCCUUCAAGACCCCGCUUGGGCACUUUGAGUAUCUGGUGAUGCCUUUUGGCCUCACCAAUGCUCCAGUGGUUUUCCGGGGGUUGAUUGACAUUCUCCAUGAUUUCCUUGAGAGCGGGAGAGUGGAGCUGCAGAGGGAGCGCUGCCUCUACCACAAUACCAAGCUGGACAGUGGACUGGACUCUGUGUCCUUGUUGCUGGACCACGCCUGCAACCGGAAACAGUUCCCCUGCUACACUCAGCAGAUUCUCACUGAACAUUGCAAUGAAGUAUGGUUCUGCAAGUUCUCCAACAAUGGCACAAAGCUGGCAACUGGGUCCAAAGAUACCACGGUCAUUGUGUGGCACGUCGACACGGAAACCCAGCAGCUGAAGUUAAUGAAGACUCUGGAGGGUCAUGCUUACGGUGUUUCAUACAUGGCAUGGAGCCCUGAUGAUGCCUAUCUGAUAGCCUGUGGUCCUGAUGACUGCUCUGAGCUGUGGCUGUGGAAUGUACAGACGGGAGAGUUACGAACGAAGAUGAGUCAGUCUCAUGAGGAUAGCUUGACCAGUGUUGCCUGGAAUCCAGAUGGCAAACGCUUUGUCACUGGCGGCCAGAGGGGCCAGUUCUACCAGUGUGACUUAGAUGGAAACCUGCUGGACUCAUGGGAAGGAGUUCGGGUGCAGUGCCUGUGGUGUCUGAGUGACAGCAGGACUGUACUUGCAUCUGACACUCACCAACGCAUCCGAGGAUACAACUUUGAGGACCUGACGGACAGAAACAUAGUCCAGGAGGACCAUCCCAUCAUGUCUUUCACUGUUUCCAGAAAUGGAAGGUUAGCUCUGCUCAAUGUUGCUACUCAGGGAGUGCACCUAUGGGACCUGCAGGACCGGGUGCUGGUGAGGAAGUACCAAGGGGUCACCCAGGGCUUCUAUACCAUCCACUCCUGCUUUGGAGGACACAAUGAAGACUUCAUUGCUAGUGGUAGUGAAGACCACAAAGUUUACAUCUGGCACCGGCGCAGUGAGCUGCCCAUAGCAGAGCUGACUGGUCACACCCGUACAGUCAACUGUGUGAGCUGGAACCCCGUCCUGCCCGGACUGCUGGCCAGUGCCUCCGAUGACGGCACCAUCCGAAUCUGGGGACCUGCCCCCUUCCUGGAUGUCCAGGAUGCAGAAGGGCUAAAUGAAUGUUGCAGCAUGGACAGCUGAUGAUCUGCCACUGCUGUAAACCUGAGGAGUGUUAAGACUCAGUGGAAGCUUGAAUGGAUGAAGCAGGAAAAGCUUUGGUGAUUGGAUAGCAGUUUCCUGGAGGCGGGGCUCACGGUGCUGCAAGUUAGGCUGUCACAACACAGAUUUCAGAUUCAGUCACAGCACUGAGCGCAGCACUAGCUGGGUGAGGCUGGGCUGCAGGACCUCCUGCAUCUGACCCAUAUCCUCUUCUUGUCUGGACCCACUCCCUCAGCACAACCCAGGACCAUAUGCCUCCUCUUAUUUAUUACCAACUACUUUAUUUAUUCAUGAGUAGUAUGCUAGUGUUUUUUUUUUUUUGGCAUAUAACCAGAGAAAAAAAGAGUAGUAAAUGAUGAGCAUGUCCCAUAGGAUUCGUCAGGAUGACGUGUGAUUUCUGACUUGUGUUUACACUCACUCUGUGUCCUGCUAUAGCUGUUAAAAUAUGUUGAGUGGUCAACUGCCUUGUGAGAGUAUACAUCAGCUGACAUGUGGAACCUUAUAAGGAUUAUCUAUACCAACCUUACCUCUGCAUAAGGGUUUUCAGAGUGUAGUUUUCUUCAUGAUGUCAGUGUGGAUUUGCUCUUUAUUUUGCUGUUACAUCUUUGCUCUGGUUUCACUAUUUGAUCUUUAUUUCCGUUUUUGUUGUCCAGUUAUUUGGAAUGGUUUAGUUGUUACAUAUUCAAAGCUUCAGUUUGUUUUUUAUUUACUAAAAGUGGAAAGGUAACAUUCAAAGAAACACUGUAAUCAGUGGAGCCCGCAAAAUUCCAGCUCAGCUGUCAACUGCUCAAAAGAUAAGGUUGGUGUUAUCCUCUGUUUGACAUCGUUACCGAUUCCAUGAAAAAAACAGUGUUUCUAAAAACAUU